Molecule: messenger RNA, 1476 nt
Organism: Gongylonema pulchrum
Lineage: Eukaryota; Metazoa; Nematoda; Chromadorea; Rhabditida; Gongylonematidae
Source: the annotation of a GenBank genome assembly
AUGGCCUGGAGCUCGAUGAAGUGCUCAUCAUUCUCUUGGCAGGGCCCCAAACUUGCGAUUGUGAUUUUGGCAUUGGAUUUCUGGGAUACAGUUUUGUGUCAGAUUGAGCCGCCUGUUUAUCAGCGGCAUAAAACAUCACUUCGGCAUCAAAUUUUCAUUCGGCCUGAAGUGCUCACGAUACGACCUUUUGUUUUGGGAGCCAUCCUGGUUGGCGUGCAAUUGGAUGCAGAUUCGUACGCUUCGUUCAUUGAUUUGCAGGACAAGCUACAUCAAAAUAUUUGCCGAAAGAGGUCACUUGUCGCUAUUGGCACACAUGAUUUGGAUACCGUGCAAGGACCAUUUUACUAUGGUGCUGAAAAGCCGCGCGAGAUUCGAUUCAGACCACUCAAUCAGGUAAAGGAAUAUACGGCCGAAGAGUUGAUGAUUUUAUAUUCGACGGAUAAUCAUUUAAAGCGAUAUCUUCCGAUCAUUGCUGGUGAAGAGCGGUAUCCAGUGAUUCGGGAUAGCAAUGGUGUGGUGCUCUCAAUGCCACCAAUAAUUAAUGGUGAACAUUCGAAAAUCCAUCUUGGAACCCGUAAUAUUUUAAUCGAAGUUACUGCAACCGAUUUGGAGAAGGCUACAAUUGUACUCAAUACACUUGUUGCUAUGUUCAGUCAGUACACCACAGCAAGUGCUGAGAGUGAUAACGCCUCGUUCCUCGUUGAACCGGUUGAAAUAGUGUCAGUUGAUGGUUCAAGGCAAGAAUACCCGGACUUGCGCGAAAGAUCGAUGACUGUGAGCGCUGCGAACAUCAAACAAAGAAUCGGUGUGGAUUUGAAAGCGGACGAAAUUUGCGAGUUGCUGAACAGAAUGUCAUUAAGGGCAAACCUCAAACAAGGAGAUAAGACCCGUGAUGCGGUGGAAGUUCAAAUCCCGAUAACACGAGCCGAUAUACUGCACGAAUGUGACGUAGCCGAGGAUGUCGCAAUCGCGUAUGGAUUCAAUCGAAUCGAACAGCAGUUCCCGAAAGCGAAUACGAUCGGCGAACCAUUUGCUUUGAAUAAGCUAACUGAUCUGCUCAGAUAUGACAUUGCUGCUGCUGGCUGGACCGAGACACUCAAUUUUGCAUUGUGCAGCCGCGACGAUAUCUCAGUGAAGUUGAAAAAACCCGAUAAUCUCAAAAAAGCCGUUAAAAUAUCAAAUCCGAAAACACUCGAAUUUCAGGUUGCCAGGACAACGUUAUUACCUGGUUUACUGAAAACACUUGCGUCAAAUAGAGAUAUGCCUUUACCGUUGCGAUUAUUCGAAAUACAGGAUGUGGUAUUGAAAGAUUCGACCUCAGAUCCGACAUUUUUGGAUGGUCGCUGUGCCAGGAUUGUUGGCCCCGGUGAUACAACAUUGGGUACAAUUGGUGUUUUGCAUCCUGAUGUGAUUACUGCUUUUGCACUUACACUGCCAAUUUCAGUGAUCGAUUUAAAUAUCGAACCAUUUUUGUGA